Molecule: messenger RNA, 759 nt
Organism: Trypanosoma theileri
Lineage: Eukaryota; Euglenozoa; Kinetoplastea; Trypanosomatida; Trypanosomatidae
Exons: 1
Source: RefSeq, a predicted model, not a curated record
UUGCCGCAAUCUGUACAUUCUCCUGCGAACACUUCAUAUAUAAAUAUCCAACGAUCGAAAUAUUUUACCUCCUCGUAUGGAAAGGAUUUCAAUGUUAAUAACAAUAACAAAAACAAUACCAGUGAAAAUGGUUUUUCAGGUAAUGUUAAUAAAUGGAAUCUAAGAGAUGGUGGAGGAAUGCAAAAUGUGAAUGGGUAUGAUAAUCAUUCAUGUUUUAAUACCGUUUCUCCUGUGGAAUAUCAACGUCUGGACUCCUUUUUACAAUCUAUGGGUAAAAUGGAUGAGUUCGAAGUCUAUAGUAAAUACUCUGAGGAUUACGACGUUAAUCAAUUUCUUCUUGAUGAUGAUGAAGAAGAUGAUAAUGAUAAUGAAGAAGAAGAGGAAGAUAAUGGUGAAAAUGAAGAAGAAGAGGAAGAGGAAGAAGAAGAAAAUGAGGAAGAAGAAGAAAAUGAUGAAGAGGAAGAUGAUGAUGAUAAUAAUAAUGAUAGUGAGAGCAGUAUGUGUGAAGAUCUCCCUUUUACACUUUCCCACUCGCAAGAUCUCCGGUAUGCCAAUAACGCCGGACCGGAACAAAACAGUAUGUGGAAGCCAAACCCAUCAUCUCAACAAUAUCAACAAGGAAUGGGAAUGCAGGCUUAUCCAAUGUAUACAGAAUCCACAGAAUAUAAUUCAUCUAUAUCAUUAGAGGAAGUAAAGUCUACAUUUAAACGUGUGGAUUCUCCUAACUGGUCCCUCUUAACUAAGAUGGAUAAAUCUUAG